Molecule: messenger RNA, 3818 nt
Organism: Myxocyprinus asiaticus (Chinese sucker)
Lineage: Eukaryota; Metazoa; Chordata; Actinopteri; Cypriniformes; Catostomidae
Gene: fosb
Product: FBJ murine osteosarcoma viral oncogene homolog B
Exons: 5
Coding region: 216-1454 (412 amino acids)
Biological process (GO): regulation of transcription by RNA polymerase II
Cellular component (GO): nucleus
Molecular function (GO): DNA-binding transcription factor activity, RNA polymerase II-specific; RNA polymerase II cis-regulatory region sequence-specific DNA binding
Source: RefSeq, a predicted model, not a curated record
UCAGGCUUCAUUCACAAGAAGAGCUGCUGCCGAAACACCGAUCACAUCUUUUACUCCCGUUUGUAAUAAACACAUCUUUUAUGGAUUUAUAAAUGCACAUUUCAAAGGGAACAUUACACGCAUUUUCACGGAUUGUACCACGAACUGGGAAGUGUUAUCCAAGGGAGAUUGGAAUUUAGAAGUUUCCUCCAGCAGGGAACUGGAUUGAUGUCUUAAUGCAACUCUUUUGGAACGAGACUAAGGGCAUCUUGACGAAGACUCCAAGUAAAAAGUUUUACGGUGACAUCCCGUUCUCGCCGGGCACAGUAGGUGUUUCGGCUUCUCUCGGCUCCACUGGGGAGAUGUUUCAGGGGUUCCCCGGAGACCCCGAUACCGGAUCCCGUGGAAGCUCAUCUCCUUCUUUUGAAUCUCAGUACCUGUCGUCCGUGGAAUCCUUCGGGAGCCCGCCCACCACCGGCGCACCGCAAGAGUGUGUUACUGCCACUGGCGGGGUAGGGGUGGGUGGAGGGUCAGCUGGCACCGGGGCAGGGGUGGACAUGCCCAGCUCAUUUGUACCCACAGUGACGGCCAUCACCACCAGCCAAGAUCUGCAGUGGAUGGUGCAGCCCACUCUCAUCUCCUCCAUGGCACCAGGGCAAAGCAGCACAGGCUCCAGCACCAUGACUCAGCCUGUUGCCUUGGAUCCUUAUGACCUGCCAGGCACAAGCUAUUCUACUGGUGGAGGCUUCACCCCACCAAGCUCUGAUACUCCUGGUCCAGUGCGACAGUCACGGAGCCGGCGCCGAACACGAGAUGAAACGCUGACCCCUGAGGAGGAGGAGAAAAGACGAGUAAGACGAGAGAGAAAUAAACUGGCUGCCGCUAAGUGUAGGAACCGCCGGCGUGAGCUCACAGACAGGUUACAGUCGGAGACAGACUUGUUGGAGGAGGAGAAGGCUGAGCUAGAGGCAGAAAUAUCUGAGCUGCAAAAGGAGAAGGAGCGUCUGGAGUUUGUCCUGGUUGCGCACCAGCCUGGCUGCAAAAUCCCCUAUCAGGACCAGCCGCCUGCGCAACUGCAGCAGACAUCCCCACAGACAGCUUCUGUCUCCGUUGUUGGCUUGACUGUGAAGGAGGACUCUUUCUACCUGCCACCCGCCUACUCGUCCCACCACCACCACGUCCCGGUUUCACAGCCCACGCCGACACAGCCGGUCCCAGCACUGCAGCAAGGGAUGAUGCAGGAGGUAGCCUUUUCUAGUUCUUUCUAUGGGCAGGGCCAGCCGGUGCCGGACGGCCCGUGCCUUGUUGCCGACGGUGGUGGUAACCCUGACGCUGGCAGCUACAUCCCCUCAUACACAUCUUCAUUUGUGUUCACCUACCCAGAGGGAGCCUGCGGGGCCAGCGCUAACCAACGAACCAGCAGCAGCGAUCAGUCCUCUGAUUCCCUGAACUCACCCUCGCUUCUUGCACUUUGAGAGCUCUGCAUCUAUUUGCCUCAGCUUCUCUAUCAACAAAAACACAAAUAAGCAUAAACAAAUUCAAACAUUUGAAUUUGCGUUGUUCUGGUGCAGAUGAACUGGGCUCGACAGCCCACGUUCAGCGAGGUUGUAUUAAUCUUUUACAACCUCUUAUAUUAAGGCCCUGAUAUUUUAAAUUAAGAUGCGUUAGCAUCUGAAUGACUUCAUCAGUUGAUGUAAGUGUAUAUUAAUUCACAAUGAAUUCAGGCCUAAUAUCGAGAUGAGUCACUGGCUCAUGCACACAUACCCUCACACACUUAAAUUGUCAUUGGUUUGUGACACAUAACAAUGAAAACACAUUAGCACACUCCCUCUUGCUUCUAACUUUUCUUGCUCCAGCUUACAUUGGUGUACCAUCUCCCUUCUUCUCUCUCUAUCCAUGCCAGUUGCCUGCAGUGUAUUUGUCUAAGCAAAAAAGGCAGCAAUGAACUUCUGUGUCUUUUGUGGGUUUUGUUUUUAUUGGGCCAGAUUGCCUUGCUACACUUCUCUCUUCAUCCAAUUCAUCCACACCUCGUCUGACUUCUAUGACAAAAAGACAUUGCCACAUACUCUCUAGCUACCUAUCUAUCUCUUUAUUCUUCCACCGUUGUCCAUCUCCACACCUGUUUCUCCUCUCUCCUGUCUCUAUGUACCUCUGGUUCUCUCUGAAGUCUUCAGCCCCUGAGAGCCCGUUGGACCCUGAAAGCCCAUGGAACCUUGAGUGAGUGCCAGCCCACCCCAACACCACAAACUCCCCUCGCAUGGACCGGCCUGCUGCACUGCAUAGUGGAACCUCAAAGCCUUUCACAAUGAGCAGACAUUUCAAAACACCUUAACAAACCAGCCACAGCACGCAGAUCAAAUGACAGCACAUGCCAUGGACGGGACUCUUUAUACUUUCUUAGUACUGAGGAUUUGAUUCAAUGAGUGAAGACACAGUGUAGACUUUGGCAUGGCCAGCAAAGGAGCUUCAACAGGCAGGCGCUAAACGAGGCCUUGGAAUCUGAAGGUAUGAGAUGGUUAGAAAUAAGAAUCUCAAUCUGUUGGAUUGAGAGUAUCCAUAUGACCAGCUCAGCAGUAGCGCCACAUGUCAUCUCCUGCUGGUCCUCAUAUUUCUGAGAGCUUUGAUACAAUGUUAUACCCUUUCCCUGUUAUUGAGAGAGUAAGAGGUGCUUUUUUGUAUGUUAAAUUCUGUGUUUCAAUGAUAGUAUUAACUCUGAAAAAAAAGUGGCUUAACUGAUGACUGCAAACAAGGGUGGCUCUCAUUGAUAUAGUGCCACCAUUAGUGUCAAUCAGUGUCUGAUUGAAAAGAAAGAAAAAGAAAGAAAGACCAAAAAAAGACAAGACAACCUCUUGGUUUUGGAUGAGUGGCCUUUGUGCUUCUAAAUGUCCUUGACAUCAUCCUUGAGUUGUGGAUCUGGUUUAGCACAGCUCUAGGUUUUGAUUGUGAAUGGAAGUCACAGAGGACUACAUUUCCAGUUUAUUUCUUUCUUUAAGGGGGUUGUUUAAGUGAAAAAAAGCACAUACACUGGCUACAGACAAAAGGAAGAAGUGGAACAGUGGCCUAAACGCUGGGAUGUGCUGAUGAAUAUGAACCGUUUACUUUCCUGUGAUGUUUUGAUGUUUUGAGUUACUGAUUUUUCAUUAUGCUUUUUCUCUUUUGCUCUUGAUUGUGUUGUUGCUGCCAAAUGGAAAAAACUGUGGGGCCCUUUGCUGCUCCUCUCUGUAAAUGUUGUCUUACUGCAAUUAUCACAGUUAUUGUUAUUAUGGCUAUUAUUAUUAUUUCACAGUUAUCUCAUAUUGGCAACCUAAAAGGCAUGUUGUGCACUAUGAAACUUUUUAUGUUAUAAACUAUAUAUAAACUAUACAUUAUGUUUGCACAUAUAUAUAUAUAUAUAUAUAUAUAUAUAUAUAUAUAUAUAUAUAUAUAUAUAUACAGAUUGUAAUGUAUGAAUGUUCAGAAAAUGUUAUUUUUGUCAAUGAAGAUACAAGGGAGAGCUUGAUGCACUUGGUUCUUGUUUAAACAUAUAUAUAUUUUUCUAAAAGAACAAAAAAAUAUAUUAUAAUAAAUAAUAACAGUCCGCCUUUCCCUGAAUAUGAAAAGCAUUGUCACUGCCUUUCAUACAAACUGUGUAAAAUGUAUGAUGACUGUACUCAACCUGCGGUGCAUAUAGUGAUAUGUAUCACAGGUUUGUGGAUGCUAUCCACUGCUUUUUGCUGUGCUUGAUUUGUCAACAUGAGGUUGGUUCCACAGCCCUUCUUCAUCAACCCCUGUGGACAAAACACACUGGACGCAAAAAUAUCUAUCAAUGCAAAAUAAAUAAAAAUGCUAAAGAAAAAAUA